CGCUCAACCAGACCUCGCUGGUCAUCCGGCCCACAGACACCCAGAUGAACGUCAACAUCCCCUACCAGGACAUGCUCCUCCCAAUACAGGGCCCCGACAACCCCUUUGGCGACCGCAAUCGCUUCGUGAACCAGAACGCGCUCGCGGGCCACGUCGAGGAGCAGUCCAUGGACGACAACGCCUUCAAGGAGCAGCACCUCACCCACGCCAUCCUCGGCUACUCCGUCAACCCCUCCAUCGACCCCAGCGCCCCCGCCAUCCUCGGCUCCGCUGAAAAAGCACAGCAAAACGGGUUCGCCACCAUCACCUCCAUCCGCACGUCCAAUGCCGAAAAGAAGGAUCUGAAGCGAAAACGGCAGAAGAAGGGCGAUGUGGAUAUUGUCGAUGGCGACGGCGCCUAUGUGGGCCCGUGGGCAUCGUGGGAUGGCGACGAGAAGCAGGGCACGAUCCCCGGUGCGGACGCGAACGCAGAGGCAGAGGCAGAAGAAGAAGAAGAGGAAGAAGAGGAGGAGGAGGAGCCGGGGCCCCAGGUCCAGCGGAGGCGGGCCAAGCCCAAGCGCGGGGGCGUGGGCCAGGAGUCGUCCGUCUUCCAUGGCAAGUCUAUGACCGACUACCAGGGCCGGACGUACAUGCACCCCCCGGUCGCCGAGGCGCCGAACCUCACGGCCGAGCCGGGCUCGCAGGAGACGUUCAUCCCCAAGGUGUGCAUCCACACAUGGACGGGCCACACCCAGGGCGUGUCCGUCAUCCGGCUCUUCCCCGAUACGGGGCACCUUCUGCUCAGCGGGUCGAUGGACACCAAAAUCAAGCUCUGGGACGUGUACACUCAUGGCAACUGCCUCCGUACGUUCCACGGGCACACGCAGGCCGUCAAGGACGUUACGUUUUCAAACGAUGGGCGCAGGUUCUUGUCGUGCGGCUAUGAUCGGCAGAUGAAGCUGUGGGACACGGAGACGGGCCAGUGCAUCAAGCGCUUCAGCAACGGGAAGACGCCGUAUGUCAUUCGGUUCCACCCGGACGAGGACAAGCAGCACAUCUUCCUCGCCGGCAUGUCGGACAAGAAAAUCAUACAGUACGAUAUGGACUCUGGGGAGAUCACGCAAGAAUACGACCAGCACCUCGGGCCUGUGAACACGAUCACAUUCGUCGAUGAGAACCGACGGUUCGUGACGACGUCAGACGACAAGACUAUUCGCGCGUGGGACUACGACAUUCCCGUCGUCAUCAAGUACAUCGCGGAGCCGCACAUGCACUCGAUGCCCGCUGUGACGCUGCACCCCUCCAAAAAAUACUUCGCCGCGCAGUCGCUCGACAACCAGAUCCUGAUCUACAGCACAGACAACUUCCGGCAGAACCGCAAGAAGCGGUUCGCGGGGCACUCUGUGGCGGGGUACGCGUGCCAGGUCGGGUUCUCGCCCGACGGGAAGUGGAUCAGCAGCGGGGACAGCGAGGGCAGCGUCGUGUUCUGGGACUGGAAGACGGGGCGCAUCAAGUCGCGGCUCAAGGCGCACAACAAGGUCGUCAUCGCGCACGAGUGGCUCCCGCACGAGUCGAGCAAAGUCGUGACGGCUUCGUGGGACGGGUUGAUCAAGCUCUGGGAUUAGACCAACUGUAUUGUACUACACACACACAUCUUUGCAAAUUACACUGCGAAUCGUUCGCGCUUAAUGACAUCACGCAUGUGCUUCUACACUUGUAGGCUCUGGGCUGAUGGGUGACAAGCUUGCGGUGAGGCGUUGGGCAACUCCACCAACGAUAAGCUUAAGCAUAAGGUUCCGUGCCGAGGAGCCACUGAACUUGUCAGC
Coniophora puteana RWD-64-598 SS2 is the source of this 1805-nucleotide messenger RNA. Its product is annotated as WD40 repeat-like protein. The coding region runs from base 45 to 1604 and encodes 519 amino acids. The record is from RefSeq and is a predicted model, not a curated record. Gene Ontology annotation, molecular function: protein binding; mRNA binding. Lineage: Eukaryota; Fungi; Basidiomycota; Agaricomycetes; Boletales; Coniophoraceae. Gene Ontology annotation, cellular component: catalytic step 2 spliceosome. Gene Ontology annotation, biological process: mRNA splicing, via spliceosome. The transcript has 6 exons.